Gastrolobium bilobum is the source of this 2134-nucleotide messenger RNA. RefSeq lists its product as uncharacterized. NCBI's taxonomy places the organism in Eukaryota, Viridiplantae, Streptophyta, Magnoliopsida, Fabales, Fabaceae. Gene Ontology annotation, molecular function: protein binding. The coding region runs from base 126 to 1790 and encodes 554 amino acids. The transcript has a single exon. The record is from RefSeq and is a predicted model, not a curated record.
AGUGUAUUCCACGCUCUCUCUCAGUCGUCGUUUCGUUAGCGCUCUCUCUCUCUCUCUCUCUAGAGUCUCUCUCCUCCUUCUUCACCUUUUCUCACAACUCCGAUCACAUUGAAUUGAAUUCAACAAUGGAAGAAUCAACAGAUGCAGAUCCCAUUAGUGUUUCCCUUCACAUCCUCACUUCCCUCCUCGACGACGAAAUCACCAGGGUCCACAACUUCAAAGGCAAGUGGGCCCUCGCCCGAGUCAAACUCACUCACCUCCAAGCCCAACUCACCGAUUUCUCCGCCGAGUUCCCCAACGCCUCAACCUCCAACCCUCUCUCACUCGACCUCCUCCAUUCCAUCUUUCACACACUCAACGACGCCGUUUCACUCUCCAAACAGUGUCACUCCACAGACUUACCCCAUGGGAAGCUCCACACCCAGAGCCACCUCGACUCCCUCCUCGCCAACCUCGACCGCCACGUCACCGAUUGCGACAUCCUCUUCCGCAGCGGCCUUCUCCACCAAAACGCCGUCGUUUCCAACUCUUCAAAGCGAGAGGCCGUUAGAUCCGAAUCCAGGAACCUCAUCACCCGUUUGCAAAUCGGGUCGCCGGAUUCCAGAACCUCCGCGAUGGACUCGCUGUUGAGUUUGCUCAACGAGGACGAUAAGAACGUCACGAUAGCUGUAGCGCAGGGCGUGGUUCCUGUCCUCGUUCGCCUCCUUGAUUCUUCAUCGGAGAUGAAGGAGAAAACCGUUGCCGCUAUUUCAAGAGUUUCGACGGUGGAAAGCGGCAAGAACGUUCUAAUCGCGGAGGGUUUGUUGCUUCUGAAUCACUUGCUUCGUGUUCUGGACUCCGGGAGUGGGUUCUCUAUAGAGAAGGCAUGCGUUGCGCUUCAAGCCCUGAGUUUCACGAAGGACAACGCGAGGGCUAUUGGUUCAAGAGGUGGAAUCUCGUCGCUGUUGGAGAUUUGCCAGGCUGGCACGCCCGGUUCCCAAGCGUACGCGGCGGCGGUUUUGAGGAAUCUCGCCGCGUUCCCCGAAACAAGAGAGAAUUUCGUGGACGAGAAUGCCCUUGUUGUUCUGUUAGGGUUGGGUUCUUCCGGAACCGCUUUGGCUAAGGAAAACGCGAUUGGCUGUUUGUGUAAUUUGAUUUCAGAGGAAGAAACUUUGAGGGUUUUGGUGGUUAAGGAAGGUGGUGUUCAGUGUUUGAAGAAUUUCUGGGACUCGGCUCCACUGGUUCCCAGUCUUGAAGUUGCGGUUGAAAUGUUGAGGCACUUGGCUUCAAGUGCACCCAUUGCUGAGGUUCUUGUUAAUGAUGGGUUUGUUGUUAGAUUAACGGGUGUGUUAAAUUGUGAUGUGCUUGCGGUGAGAAUUGCAGCGGCUAGAGCUGUUUAUGCAUUGGGUUUGAGCAGUGGAAAAACGAGGAAACAGAUUGGGGAAUGUGGGUGCAUUCCCCCUCUGAUUAAGAUGCUUGAUGGGAAGGGUGUGGAAGAGAAAGAAGCUGCAGCGAAGGCCUUGUCGGUGGUCUUGUUGCACACCGGGAAUAGAAGGGUUUUCCGUAAGGAUGAUAGAGGGAUAGUGAGUGCAGUUCAAUUGUUGAACCCUUCGUUUCACAAUUUGGAUAAGAAAUACCCUGUUUCGUUGUUGACCUCGCUCGUUCAUUCCAAGAGUUGUAGGAAGCAAAUGGUGGCUGCUGGUGCUCGUGUACAUACGCAGAAGCUCGUUGAGAUGGAUGUCGAGGGGUCCAAGAAACUCUUGGAGAAUCUUGGUCCUGGUAAGAUAUGGGGAGUUUUUACCAGACCCUAGAGAUGAACUGGAACAUAGUGUUCUCUUCAAUUUCCUAAAUCAUGGUACAAGAACAACCGGUAAUUAUGAUUAUUCGUUGAUCAUGUAUGUAUGGUAGGCUUUUUUCAGGUUUUCUAUUUUCCUCUUUCUUGUAAUUGUGUUAAUAAGUGAUGUUUAUUUUCUCUUGGAUGUAGAGGCAAGUCUGUUCAAAUGAAUUUAUCAGAGAACUUUUGUUUAAUGUUAGUGGUAGAGUAUACGACCUGUCACAUAGCUUAGUUGGGUUGCGAGUUGCAUUGAUGAAGAUAGGAUAGUUCAUAGUUGAUUGUUAAAAUGCUUUGCAUGUAAUUAAUGUAGUGCUUUUACUU